CUGUGAUAGGUGUUCGUCGGGGCUCCCCGCCCAGACGGGUGUUAUUACGGCGAAUUGCUGCUGCCUGGGCGUCACUCGGAAGACUUCGAUGGCUCCGCUGGGUCGCCCUCGCUGGCAACCCGUACCGGGAGCGCUCUCCGAAGGCUACGGGCAGCGGGCACUCGGGCGCGCCUCAGCCCUCGGCUCCAAGCGGGGACCCAGGCCUUGGCUCUGGCUCCUCCUCGCCCUGAUCCUCGUUCUCUCCGGUGUCGGCUGCUUUCCCCUUAAUCACAUUGCCAGACAGGAUGCCAGAUGGAAUUCCUCGCAGAAGUGUCAGCCAGGAUUCUAUCUGUCAGAGCACAGUGGCACUUGUAUACCUUGCACUGAUGGAAAGGAUUUCACCAAUCAUUCGAACACCCUCUCCUCUUGCCAGCUCUGUUCUGAAUGCUUCCCAGAUAAGGAAGUAACAGCUCUGUGCACCAGGACCACGGACACCCAGUGUCGCUGCAAACCCGGCACGUUCCAGGACGACAAUUCUCCUGAGUUCUGCCAGAAGUGCAGCCCCGGGUGCCCUGCUGGCAAGGUCGAGGCCAGGCCCUGCACCCCCUGGAACGACCGCGAGUGUGUGGACCAAGAAUCAGGUACCCAGGCCAGUGGGAAGACCCUGGUUCCUGGAGUGACCACCAGCCUGGAGCCGCCUGUCACUUCCUCUCCCUCCUCAGGCAGCUCACAGCUGGGAAUCACAAUUCCAGUCAUCGUUGUCGCCGUCCUCUUCAUUGGGGCUCUGCUGUGUUACUGUUACUGGAGGACUCACCAAGGUUGUGGGGUGGACUCCAACUGCAUAAACAGAAUCUUUCACGGGUUCUCAUGUGCUCCAAGAGGGCCUGAGGCUCAGGACAAUGCCCGCAACACCUUCCUGAGCCGCAGAGAGUCGCCUUCCACGCCCACCUCUGAGGAGGAACUGGAACACCAGGAGCAUGCGGAGCCGGCAGGUGUCACAGAACAGUCCCCAGGAGAAGCAAAGUGUCUGUUGAGACCAGCCGGAGCUGAGGGAUCUCAGAGGAAAAGGGAGCUGCUGGUUCCAGCAAACGGCGCAGACUCUGUAGAAAGCUUCAGGUCAUUCUUCGAUUACUUCAUAGAGACGGUGCUCUUUAAUUCCUGGAAACCUCUCAUGCGGCGGAUGGGCCUCACCGACAAUGAGAUCCAGGUGGCCGAAGCCCAAGCAUCGCACCCUCGGGAGCAGGUCUAUGAAAUGCUGGCGAUGUUGGUCAACAAGAUGGGGCGGGCCAUCUCUGUCAACACCCUGCUGGAUGCCUUGGAAAGCCUGGGGCAUAGGAACACAAAGGAAAAGAUUGAGGACUACCUGGUGGCAUCCGGGAAGUACGUCUCUGUAGAAGAUGCUGCUGUUUCCUGAGGGAAGAGGAUCUCUUUAGGAGACCAGAGCUUUCUUAGUUUGCCUUUUCUCCUGCAAAGGGAGGCAAAGUGGACACUAACCUGGAAGAUGCAGUCAGUCCUUGUCCAGUACUUGAAGAAGUUGUAUUGUCCAAAAGCCCACCAUUCUUGAGGUGUUCUGGAAGUUUUUCAAUGUACUUACAGUAAUUUUUAUGAAAUAUUUGUUGUUUACUAAGGAUGAUAGUCAUAUGUUCACAUGUGUACUGAAAGCUGUUUUAGUUGUUUUUCUUUUUCAUAAAUUUGCACUUUUUACUUUGUUAUUUACUGUAUUGUAAGAUUCAUCCAUGUUGCUAUAUAUCCAUUUAUUUAUGUCUGUGAUUUGCAUUUUUAUUAUUUUUGCAGGGUGGGCCAAAGGCAGAUUCAUAGCUGUGAUACAUGAAACACAGAGUUUACUCUGUAUUACUAUUUAUUUAUUUAUAAGAUCAGUUUAUUAUAUUCAACCCAUAGCGGCUUGUGUGUGUGUCUACACAUGUGAUUCCAGUCUGUCUGACUCCAGUCCACCUGAACAACCAGUGUUUUCUUUAUUUCUUUUUUAAUUUAAUCUUUAUUGUAUUGUUUCCGUUACCAUUUACUCCCCUUACAUACCCCUCCCCCCAGCAAUCACCACACUGUUCUCCAUGUCCAGGAGUCCUUUUUCCUUUUUGUGCAAUCCUUCCAUCCCCUAACUGCCCCCCACUAGCUACCAUCCUGCUCUCCAGCUAUGAGUCUGCCCCAGUUUCUUUGUUAGUUCAGUUUGUUCAUUAGAUCCCACAUAUGAGGAAAUCAUAUGGUAUUUGUCUUUCUCUGACUGGCUUAUUUCACUUAGCAUAAUGUUCUCCAAGUCCAUCCAUGCUGUCUC
This is a messenger RNA of Phyllostomus hastatus (greater spear-nosed bat), 2269 nucleotides long. Its product is annotated as tumor necrosis factor receptor superfamily member 10A-like. Gene Ontology annotation, cellular component: cell surface; plasma membrane. Bases 89 to 1393 code for a protein of 434 amino acids. The record is from RefSeq and is a predicted model, not a curated record. Gene Ontology annotation, molecular function: TRAIL binding. Lineage: Eukaryota; Metazoa; Chordata; Mammalia; Chiroptera; Phyllostomidae. Gene Ontology annotation, biological process: positive regulation of apoptotic process; TRAIL-activated apoptotic signaling pathway. The transcript has 9 exons.